This is a messenger RNA of Myripristis murdjan (pinecone soldierfish), 865 nucleotides long. RefSeq names its product CD209 antigen-like protein E. The transcript is spliced from 6 exons. NCBI's taxonomy places the organism in Eukaryota, Metazoa, Chordata, Actinopteri, Holocentriformes, Holocentridae. The record is from RefSeq and is a predicted model, not a curated record. The coding region runs from base 1 to 693 and encodes 230 amino acids.
AUGCAUCCCUCUGAAACAGCAGGGCAGAGGGCCAGGAGCACAGACGGAGGCAGCGAUGAGGUGGGGGAGAGGACAGUGGAUAUCUAUGACCCUGCAGACAACUUACCUGCAGAGGAGAGUGCAGCAGAGCAGAGGCCAGGCAGCAUCGUCUGUCCGGUGAAAAGUCUCCCCUGGGUCUUCACAGUGUGUCUGCUGCUGCUGUGCGCUCUCCUCUUGGCCGCCGUUACAGCCCUCGCAGUGCAAUGUCCACAGCUUUGGUUGCAGAGUCUCAGCAGGACCUGCACUCAACACACAAAGGAAACUCUGUUUGAGCUCAGCCGCUUCUGUGAAACUGGAUGUGCGAUGUUUAACAACAGUUUUUACUACGUUUCUGCUGAACUAAAAUCCUGGGAGGACAGCAGACAGGACUGUUUAGAGAGAGGAGCAGACCUCGUUGUCAUAAACAGCCAAGAUGAACAGAAAUUCAUCAAUUCUUUCAAAAAAAUAAUGUGGCUGGGCCUGAGCGACAGGGGCGAGAGAGGAAACUGGACAUGGGUGGAUGGCACACGUCUCGACACAGGGUUCUGGGGACACGGCGAGCCCGGGAGGGAGCACUGUGCUUACACUUACUGGUUUAACAACCUCAACAGCUGGAGUGAUGACAAAUGUGCCAAACGGUGUCACUGGAUCUGUGAAAAACUGCUUGAUUUUUAAUAUUAUUAGAAUCCUACAUCAGUAUAAAGUACAUCCAGUACCAAGAUUGUCUUUUUUUUUACACAGAGCCAAAAAAUAUUCCCCUUAAAGGCUUAUCUUAGUGGGCUUUAGUCUCGUAGAAGUGUGAAUUUAUCAUCACUUACCAGUUCCUCUUUUCCGCUGCCGCCUCGCC